Molecule: messenger RNA, 2274 nt
Organism: Andrographis paniculata
Lineage: Eukaryota; Viridiplantae; Streptophyta; Magnoliopsida; Lamiales; Acanthaceae
Product: protein SIEVE ELEMENT OCCLUSION C
Exons: 8
Coding region: 113-2266 (717 amino acids)
Biological process (GO): phloem development
Source: RefSeq, a predicted model, not a curated record
GGUUAAACAGCAAUAAAGAUCAAACUAGCACAGAGUCACUGGCUUCCUAAAAGCAGGGUAACUACGUCGAUCUACUAGUGGUUUAACUGGGUGGUCAUCAGCUUGCUUGAGGAUGAAAAAAUCAGCUCAGCCCUCCUUAUCAUCCAUCAAAGAAGAGCUACUGGUGAGGGAGAUCACCUUCACUCACAACCCUGAUGAUCGUUACCUUGAUGCUGAGGUGCUGCUACGACUAAUUGAGGCUGCGUCUCACCCUAUGACUAUGACACAGAAGGAUCUUGAAUCUCAUAUUGAUACAAUUAGCACCCGUGACAUUGAUUUAACUGGAUCAGAAGGACCACUCUCCCUCGUCAUCUACAAUGUCUCAAAUCAGAUUGUCAGCCAAUGCCUUGGGCAAGAGAAUCUGCACGAUAAAACAUUGUCGUUGCUCAAAGCACUAGGCCAUCAUAGAUGGGAUGCGAAAGUUGUUAUAACUCUCGCAUCUUUUGUGCAGAGUUUCACACUAUUUCGGCUCAUAUCACAACUAAAAUCUGAUAAUGCACUAGCAGCCGCACUUGCAACAUUUAAGCGGAUUCCCAGGGCAGCCACUGUGCUAAAUCCAAGAUUUAAGGCUGUAAACAAGUUGAUCAACACUAUGCUGAAGGUAGCUAAAAUCAUAAUCAGAUUUGAGGGAAUGUCUGUGCAGCAUGAACUUCUGGAUGCCGACGUGUUGGGCAUCACAAAGUCAAGGAUCUACGCAGCCACCUACUGGAUCUUUAGAAGCAUAUUAAUGUGCUCUUUACAGUUCAGAUACGCAGAACUUGAUGAUGAGCAACAUAACUCUGCAGUCAGAUACUCAGAUAAAGCUGUUAUUGCAACAUGGGGACUUCACACUGUUGGCAGUAAGCUGAGCGGUUUGUGCAGUGGUCUUGGAGAACAUGUUGACAAGUGCCAGCAGCAGAUAGAUGCAAGGUUGUAUGACAAGCUGCUAAGUAUAUUAUCAAAGGAGAACCAUGGCGACAACCAAAAGACACUGAGGGCCUUAUUUGCUUCGCAGAAUGAGUUGCCCGUGAGGAAUUCUUCAACAGGAGACAAGUGUGGUAUUCUUGAAUUAAGAAACAAGGUGGUCAUGCUCUUGAUCUCCAAGCCAAAUCUGAUGCCACUAGACAAGAUUUUUCUGCUGGUGCAGCGGAUACAUGAUCAUCCACAAAGGAAGACACUAGAGGGAAGCUAUGCCAUAGUAUGGCUUCCGGUUUCAUCGUCGCGCGAGUGGAGUGUUGAGGAAAAGUGCAGUUUUGAAUUCUUGUCGAAUCGCUUGCCUUGGUUCUCAAGCAGAAGGCCGUGGUUGUUGAAUUUGACUGUAGCCAAAUAUAUCCAACGGGAAUGGAAGUUUGAGGAAGAAGCCAUAAUGGUUGUCUUGAAUGAAAAUGGUAUGGUUUCAAAUACGAACGCAAUGGAUCUGGUUUGGAUAUGGGGACUCGAAGCAUUUCCUUUUUCUAGUUCAAGAGAAAAGGAGAUGUGGGAACAGGAGAACUGGAUGCAAGACUUGCUGGUUGCAGCGGGUUUGGGGGCAGAAGCAGUGAAAAAUCAGGUGUGCAUUUGUGGAAGCGCGGACAUUGUCUGGAUGAGAGAGUUUGCUGGAAUGAUGAAGAAAGCCAUAAAGAGGGGAGGGAGAGGGAGAGGGAGAGGGAGUGAGGUUGAAGUGAUAUACGUAGGAUGCAGGAAAGCUGGUGAAGAUGUGAAAGCCAUAAUAGAGUGCAUUGAGGAGGAGGAGCUGUGCAGGUCCCUGACAUUGAGAAUGGUGCAGCUGUUCUGGGCGAAGUUGGAGAGCAUACGAAGAAGACGAGGGCGGUUUCUGGUCCGCGGAGAAGGAGAUGAUAGCGGGAGCAUCGCUGCUAAGCUGGCAGAGUUGGUGGAGGUGGAAGAGAAUGGCAACUGGGCGGUAGUGAUGAGCAGGGGGGCGGAUGUGGUGAAACUUGAUGACGAUGCAGACAGGCUCAAAGAGUGCUGCUUGCUGCAACUGUUUCCUCCAUUAUGGGGUAAGAAAUCAGCGUCUUCGUCUUCAUCUUCAGCCUCAUCAGGCGCUGAGGGGUUAUUGGGUGCUGUAAGGAGCGCCCUCCAACGACGACGACCACCUCGCUGCUGCAGUGAUCAUAGCCAAGCCUCAGUGAUGCCCUAUGAUCAUCUCCAUGAGGCAGAGGCAGAGGACGAGGAGGGGAUGAGGUGUGGAGAGUGCAGAAGGCGCCUGGACAAGUUUGUUGUGUACAAGUGUGAUGGAAAUAAAGAGUAAGCAGGCAC